Messenger RNA from Pieris brassicae (large cabbage white), 1309 nucleotides. Its product is annotated as allatotropin-like. The transcript has 7 exons. NCBI's taxonomy places the organism in Eukaryota, Metazoa, Arthropoda, Insecta, Lepidoptera, Pieridae. The record is from RefSeq and is a predicted model, not a curated record. Bases 239 to 844 code for a protein of 201 amino acids.
UGAAAUAGUUUUCAAAACACCAUCCGUAUCACUUCCACGUUAGUCGUUCCACUACCCAGCGUUACUUAAGGCAGUUUUUUCGCACCACCACUAUGAAAACUAGCUGCCCACUGAAGUAUUUCUGAACUAAUUCGACUAAGGGUCCUUUAAGAAAAGAUCCAAGAAAAGUCCGGCAACGCAUCUGCGAGCCUUCGGGCGCAAUUUUAGUGUCGGGCGGUGGUAACAUUCAUCAUCAGCAAUGAAUCUAAAGAUGCAAGUGGCUGUUCUGAUUGCGGUGUUCCUCUGUAUGGUGGAUGGUGCCCCAGAUGGAAGACUGGUUAGGAGCAAACAGCAACGUCCAACGCGCGGGUUCAAGAACGUAGAAAUGAUGACGGCAAGGGGUUUUGGGAAGCGCGCUCAAGCUCGCUCUGAACGCGACGUGACACAACAAACAGCGUCACCACGAACAAAUCGUGGUACCCCCACUUUUAAAAGUCCCUCCGUGGGUAUAGCCAGAGAUUUUGGCAAAAGGACACUGGAAGUGGAUUCGGAAGAGGAAGAAAUAAGAGUAACUCGAGGUAGUUUCACGCCAAAUUCGAACGUACUUAUCGCACGGGGUUAUGGUAAACGACAGGACGAAAACGGCGAAGUGUAUGGGCUGGACAACUUUUGGGAAAACCUCGAGGCCAUACAAGAAAAGGAAGCGCAAGACGAUGAAAAAACAUUGGAGAGCAUCCCAUUGGACUGGUUUGUGAAUGAGAUGCUGAACAACCCGGACUUUACUCGAUCCGUUGUACGAAAAUUCGUUGACCUUAAUCAAGACGGCGAAUUAUCUGCAGACGAACUCCUGAGGAACGUGGCAUAAUCUUAAGUAUACUACUAACUUUCGAAUCUGUUAAAGUUAAUUAUGUUCGGAAACUUUAUUUACUGUGUUUAAAUUUAUUACUGUGAUAAAUUAUUUUUAAAUUGCAACAUAAAAUUAAAAAAAAAAAUGUUAUGUUUGAAAAUGGAAUGAAUCGCUUUGUAAAUAUAAUAAAUUGUCAAUGGCGUAAUCUUUGGUCAAUUUGAAUAGAUAUUCGAUGUUCUAUGGACGCCAUUUUUAGAAAUAUUGUUAAAGUAUAUUUUUGUUGUGACGUAGAUAUUUUCUCAUGUGUUUUGAAAUGGAUGAUGACGAUAGAGACACAAGACUUAAAAGUAGUUACUCUUUUGUAUUCUCUUCUAAAUAACUUGGUUAUCAUAGGCUGGGUAUAAUUGAGUAUUUUUCAUUUAUACUCUACAUACAUACAUAUUAGUUAAAAUAUAUUAUUGUAUAGUGCAUUAUAUGUGCGGA